Molecule: messenger RNA, 2388 nt
Organism: Peniophora sp. CBMAI 1063
Lineage: Eukaryota; Fungi; Basidiomycota; Agaricomycetes; Russulales; Peniophoraceae
Source: the annotation of a GenBank genome assembly
AUGAUGACGUCCAGCUCGCCUCGCGAGCACGCGUGCCGCUGCCUGAAUGUGCGAAUACGAGUGACGGCCGAGUCUGGAUCUGGAUCUGAGGGAUACGUGCCCGCGCGCUGCGCCGGUGGGCCGACGGUCGCCCACAGCCAGUUGACGAUCCGCUUGCGCUCGCGUGCUCGGAGCGGCAGGAAGAAGCGGGAGAGUGACAGGACGCUCGAGCGAUAUAUGACCCUCCGCUGCGCCGUGUGCGCCACCGAUGUCUAUCGCGUCAAGCAGACCAUUCCGGUCGACAUGGACGCCGAGGCCGGGCCGGUGGCGCCGAGCGAGGACUGGGUCGAGGACGAGCCUCUGAUGGAUCGGGAGGGAAGGAUCGAGCUCAACGCCGCCCGGUGCUUGGACGCAAAGGCGAUCCAGAGCGAUAUAUCCUUGGGGCUGCCUCCGCUCUUCGCCCCGGCGCCCUUCACACCGUCCCAUCCCGUCUUCGCGCACCUCGCAUCGGUCGCCCAGGAGCGCUCCCAGGCACUGCGCAAUGACGCACAGGCCAAACUGGCGCGCAUGGCCGCAGACUUGAAAGCGGACGUCACCCGGGACGAGACGGCGCUCCGGCGGGAGGUCGAGGCGCUCUGGCUAUCGUUCAACAAUUCGCUCUCCGACGCCACUCCACUCGCAAAGGCGCCCGCAUCUGUCACAAUCCCAUCUCCGGAACCAAGAUCGCCUGUUCGUGAGCGAGAAGCUGGCUUUGCGCCUACCCCGCGUGUUUCCCCCCCGGCUACCCCAUCGGCGCCUGGUCGUCCGCAGUCAGCGCUCUCCGCCUCACUCUCAACAUCCGCCUUCCAUCAUCCACGUGCAUCCGCUUCAGGCUUCAGCACUGUCAAAGUGCCUCACAGCCGUUCAAUAUCGAGCCCCGGCGUCGCUUCGGACGCCACAUUCGUUGAUACAGAGGCCGUUCUUCGUGGAAGCUUCCGUCGCAAUCUCGACCAGGACAAGGAUGUCGCAGCCAGCUUCAAAUACACGCUUGAUCUCGGUGCCGAGAUCGCUGCUCGGAAAGAGGCAUCCAGGCAACAAUCCCAGUCAAGAUCACCGCCAUCUCAGCCGCCCAGCAAACAAGCUAUCGCAAAGAGCCCACCGCCAAAACGCGCAAGAACAAAGGAGCCACCGACGCCUGACGGCAAGGAUACGAGUCCGAAGAACAAGGUCAAACGCAAGGUCACGUUCGCAGACGGCGCCACCGCAGAGGAAGUUCACAAGGCCGAAGAACACAAUCUUACAAACGGGAACGGCGUGACCCCACAGUCAAUUGACGACGAGAUCAUCUUUGACCUGGAAGACGAAACGGAAGACUCGUCGCCCCGCCCACCCGCGACUCUAGCGUUGAACGAACCUCCCACGCCGCAUCUGCCGCAGCGCCCGCACCCGCAGAAGCGCUCGUCCUCCGGCGGACUCCCCGAGUCCUUCUCUCGCCUCCGUCCCGCCUCGUUACCCGCACCAUCACCGCUUCGCGCGUCGUCACCGCAAACGCCGACUGCACCGCUUGCCAUGUCGCCCGUCACAGAUAUGCCCAGAUCGAGCUUGGCUCAUACGCCCAAGACAAAUGUCGAGAGCAAUGGUGAUGGUCGGAAACCGGAACCGGAUAUGAAUGUGGACGUGAUUCCCGCCCCGCUCAGUUCACGCGAGGAAGAGCUGGCAAAACUUGUCGCAGCCGGUACACCGUCUCAUCGCGCUGCGUGGCGCAAAGACAGUGCUGCCUGGUCCGUCUUCUCAGGCAGACGCCGCCCAGACAAUGCCGCAGCGCGGGAUCUACUCUCCGAAGACGAAGAAGAGGGUGAAGGCAAUGAUGCGCUCAGCGCGCUGCCACGCCGGAUACCAGCUCAUUCCGGGGAUGAUACGCGCACAGGCCCUGCUAUAGCUGCAUCUUUGCCUGUCGCUAUUGGUCCGGUACGUCCUGCGAACACUGGUGCAGGCGGGGUUGGCAUGACAUAUGCACCCAAAACGUCGCUGGGGAAUCGCUAUGGGGAGCUCGUCCCGCCACUCAUCGCUCGCCAUGCGGCUUACGCUGAACGAGAUCGCGCGCGGGGCAUGGAUCCGGGCGCGCUCGACUUCGUCUCGGGCAGCGAUGAUCUCAAUAUCGAUGUUGAUACCGACUCGGAUUUGGGAGAAAGUUGGGGAGAAGAGCAGGAUGCGAGUCGAGGAAGGCAAAACGCGUUGAGGAUCUUGAAGGCCAGGAGCAAGCUGCCCAGUGAAGGAAUUGAGAACGCUUCAACCGUUGGUGCUGCAGCGUUACAAUCCCCAUCGACCCUUGUGUCCAGGGACUGCCUAUCAUUCUUUGUGUAUAAAACUGAGGAGUUCGGGCCCAUAGAGCUGCUCACCCUGCAUGUGUCAAGAGCGGAGCCGCCUGCC